AUGCAUGUCUCCGCCUAUUCCUUACGUGUCCCCGCCUUAGUCUGCGUGUGACCCUUGGCGGGCGGUGUUGGUGCGUUCUGUGUUGUCGCUAACUCCUGUCAAGUGAGUGUGGUUCCGGUGUGAGACUUUCAGGUGCUGCCUGAUUCCACUGGUGCCAUGGCUCAUGCACAGCAAGGAGGUCUGCCUGCCGUUCAGGCCGGGCUGAGAGAGGCCCUGCUUGACACUCUGAAUGGCAUCCUUUCUCCCGGACACGAGGUGCGAUCGGCUGCCGAGGAGCAGUUGAAAGUGCUGGAAGUGACAGAGGAGUUUGGAGUGCAUUUGGCAGAGCUGACGGUUGAUCCAAGGGGUGCUCUUGCUAUCAGACAGUUGGCGUCAGUAAUUCUUAAGCAGUAUGUAGAGAAUCAUUGGUAUUCUCUUUCUGAGAAGUUCAGAUUGCCAGAAACAACAGAACGGGCCAAAACUGCAAUUCGCCAGCUACUCCCUACAGGGCUGCGAGAGUCUAUCAGUAAGGUGCGCUCUAGUGUUGCUUAUGCUGUGUCUGCCAUUGCACACUGGGACUGGCCUGAGGCAUGGCCUCAGUUGUUCAACUUGCUUAUGGAGAUGCUGGUGAGCGGGGAAGUCAAUGCAGUGCAUGGAGCAAUGAGAGUGUUGACAGAGUUCACAAGAGAAGUGACAGACACACAAAUGCCUCUGGUUGCCCCUGUUAUUCUUCCAGAAAUGUACAAGAUAUUUACCAUGUCAGAGGUUUAUGGAAUUCGAACUCGCUCUCGUGCAGUUGAGAUCUUUACCACAUGUGCCCAUGUGAUUUAUACCAUGGAAGAGCUUGAGAAGGGUGUUGCCCAUGCACUGAUCUUCCCAGUUGUGCAACAGUUUACAGAAGCAUUUGUACAGGCACUACAGAUGCCUGAUGGUCCAACUUCUGACAGUGGCUUAAAGAUGGAGGUGUUAAAGGCGGUGACUGCUCUCGUGAAGAAUUUCCCUAAACACAUGGUGUCCUCAAUGCAGCAGAUCUUGCCUAUUGUGUGGAAUACUCUAACAGAGAGUGCAGCAUUCUAUGUUAGGACAGAAGUAAAUGACACAGAAGAUAUUGAAGAUCCUGUUGAUUCAGAUGGAGAGGUUUUAGGUUUUGAGAACCUAGUUUUUAGUAUCUUCGAAUUUGUGCAUACGUUACUUGACAGCAAGUUUAAAGGGACGCUCAAGAAAGCACUUCCAGAGUUAAUUUAUUACAUUAUCCUGUACAUGCAGAUAACAGAGGAACAGAUAAAAGUUUGGACAGCAAAUCCUCAACAAUUUGUUGAGGAUGAAGAUGAUGAUACUUUUUCAUAUACUGUCCGUAUUGCAGCUCAGGAUCUGCUGCUAGCAGUUUCCAGUGAAUUUCAAAAUGAGAGUGCUGUGGCUCUGGCAGCUUCAGCCACACGUCAUCUUCAGGAGGCUGAGCAAUUCAAGGCUCAAGGAGGAGAACAUUGGUGGAAGAUACAUGAGGCCUGUAUGCUGGCUCUUGGGUCCGUAAAGUCUGUGAUCAUAGAAGGCGUUCAGAGUGGACGGGUUCAGUUUGAUAUGCAUGGAUUCCUAACUGGUGUCAUUCUUUCAGAUCUCAACCUUUCAGUAUCCCCAUUCCUUCUGGGACGUUCUCUCUGGGCUGCAAGUCGCUUUACAGCAGCAAUGUCUCCUGAACUGAUACAGCAAUUCCUUCAGGCAACAGUUAGUGGAAUGCAUGAUAACCAGCCACCAUCUGUACGCAUUUCUGCUGUCAGAGCCAUUUGGGGGUACUGUGAUCAGCUUAAAAUCUCAGAGAGUACCCACGUGUUGCAGCCAUUUCUACCAAGUGUUCUUGAUGGUUUGAUACAUCUUGCAGCUCAGUUUACAUCUGAAGUGCUGAAUCUGGUAAUGGAGACGUUAUGUAUUGUAUGCAGUGUAGAUCCAGCUUUCACUGCCAGUGCAGAGGCCAAGAUCUGCCCCUUCACCAUCGCCAUAUUCCUGAAGUACAGCAAUGAUCAUGUGGUGGCAUCUUUAGCUCAGGACAUUUUCAAGGAGCUGGCUCAAAUACCCCAAUGCCAAAAUCCCAUGCAGAUGAGGCUUAUACCGACUUUGGUUAGCAUUAUGCAAGCACCUGCUGAAAAGAUACCAUCUGGACUCUGCGCAACUGCAAUUGAUAUUUUAACUACAGUGGUGAGGAACACUAAACCACCACUUUCUGAGCUGCUAAUCUGUCAGGCCUUACCUGCUGUGGCCCAGUGCACCCUUCGAGCAGAGGAUAAUACAAUCAUGCAGAAUGGUGGGGAGUGCCUUCGCGCUUACGUGUCUGUGGCUCUUGAGCAAGUUGCUCAGUGGCGUGAUGAACAAGGACACACUGGGCUUUGGUAUGUGAUGCAGGUAGUCAGUCAGCUGCUGGAUCCUCGUACAUCAGAAUUUACAGCAGCUUUUGUUGGACGUCUUGUAUCUACACUCAUCUCCAAAGCUGGUCGUGAGCUGGGAGAAAAUCUGGACCAGAUCCUAAGAGCAAUCCUUAGCAAGAUGCAGCAGGCAGAGACACUCAGCGUUAUGCAGUCUUUGAUCAUGGUAUUUGCACAUCUUGUACACUCACAGUUGGAACCUCUACUUGAGUUUCUAUGCAGUCUUCCUGGCCCAACUGGAAAACCAGCUCUUGAGUUUGUAAUGUCUGAGUGGAUGAGUCGGCAGCAUUUGUUUUAUGGGCAAUAUGAAGGCAAAGUCAGCGCUGCGGCUCUGUGUAAGAUCCUCCAGUACGGAAUAACUGUUGAUGACAAGAGGCUACAAGACAUUAAAGUCAAAGGAGAUGAAAUAUUCAACAUGGAGGAGGGAAUUCGCACGAGAUCAAAGACUUCCAGAAAUCCUGAAUGUUGGACAACUAUACCCCUGCUUGUGAAGAUAUACAAAUUAAUAAUUAAUGAAUUGUCCACUGUGAUGGAGGCGAAUGCUACUCGUAAUACAGAAGAAGAGUGGAUUCAGGGGAAUGGUGCAGAUGACGCUAAUGAUAUGUGGGAAGAUGAAGAUGCGGAAGAUGAAGGUCUGGCAGGGCAACUCCUUUCUGAUAUCCUCUCCAGCAAUAAAUAUGAUGAUGAUUAUUAUGAAGAUGAUGAAGAGGAUGAUCCUGAUGUCCUGAAGGAUCCUCUAUAUCAGAUUGAUUUACAGACCUACCUGACAGAUUUUCUGAGGCAGUUUGCUCAGCAACCAUGUUUUUCUGCAUUCUCUCAACAUCUCACUGACAAUGAGCGACGAACCCUCCAGUCAAUUGCUAUCUGAAUUCCCCAGCUAUGGAAUGAUGCCCGGUGCCAUCCCAAUGAUAUUAAAAGGGCUGCCUGGCAAUAUGACGUGGACUAAUGACGGCCUUUCCUGAGACACCCUCUCGAUGCUCUGAAGUGAAUUUGUCAUAAGUUUGUCCUUUAAAAGCCUCACUUGGGAAUCUUCUCACUCCAUUAUCAUUCCCGGACAAGUAAAUGAAGCAGGUGCAAAGAGGUGGCUGCAAAGCACUUGGCAAAGUUUCUCUGGGUGCAGUUCCCCCUCAGGAAGUGUUACAGAUGCUGCAGUGUCAAAACAAGACUGAUUAUUUUCUUCAGAUGAACCACACAAUCACAUCACCAUCUUUUCAGCCUACUUUGUGUCUGUGCACUCUUAAUACUUGUGGAAUAUCAGUGUUACCUUCCCUUUCUCCUUUAAAUUAUAACAUAGUGCCUUGUGAUAAUGCAGGGUAAACACAUUAUAAAUGCUCUAUUCCACAUAGACCAAUGAUCUGUAUGUGUGUGUAUAGCACUGGUUUGCGAAAACCCAAUUUCUGUCUGCUAAACCCCUUUAGAAUAGGUAUAUUUCAUGUCAAGAAGUGAGAACAUUGGCUGUACAUGUAGCAGUGGUGCUCCUUCUGAAGACAGAAUGCCAUUUGGGAAGUCGACACCAACCUUCCGACUAAAAUGUACUUCACCUCAUCUUUGUAGACUACUUUCUGUUGCUUUUUUUUUUAAUUUACACAGACUGGAUUCUUCAGAUUAACCCAUUUUGCACAAAUCCUAAGGGGUUCGUGAACCAUUCAAGGCACCUUUACACUCAGAUUCAGGUGUAAACUGAUGUUUUUUUGCCUUUUUCCAAUCUGCGGUUUAACAACAAACAAUUUUAGAACAGGUGGCACUUGUAGCAACUGCUUUAUAACAAUGACUGAGAAGUUGCAGUUUUUAACUAAUCAGGUCAAAUAUAUCAAUCCAGAACUGCGAUCUAAACGCAGAGCCCUUUUUAAAGUGCUAAAAAUACCGUAAAAGUCUACAACAUCAGUUUCACAGUAACAAUAUUUAUCUACAGGGUGAAAAAAUGCAGUGAUGACAGUUAUGAAUUACAUUUCAUGAGGUAAAGUCAAUGCAUAAGACUUUACUGGUUUUGCCAGUGUGAGAUCUUUAUGGCAUUAGAGAAUGCUGAGGCUCAGCUAUAUCGCUUUUACAAUGAAAGCGUUUUAAAACAUUUAAUGGGUUGUGAUCAUGUCCAUGUUAACAAGCUGACAUGAGAACCGAGGUAAAAUAAAAUAAAAAGGUUGAUGUUUUA
Xenopus laevis (African clawed frog) is the source of this 4542-nucleotide messenger RNA. RefSeq names its product importin 9 L homeolog (gene ipo9.L). Gene Ontology annotation, molecular function: histone binding; small GTPase binding. The coding region runs from base 157 to 3261 and encodes 1034 amino acids. Lineage: Eukaryota; Metazoa; Chordata; Amphibia; Anura; Pipidae. Gene Ontology annotation, biological process: intracellular protein transport; establishment of protein localization to organelle; nucleocytoplasmic transport. The record is from RefSeq and is a predicted model, not a curated record. The transcript is spliced from 24 exons. Gene Ontology annotation, cellular component: nucleus; nuclear envelope; cytosol.